CACGAGUCGCCAUGGCGGGCGUGUCGGUCUCUUCAUAUGUGCUACAUUUUGUGGGCUAUGUUUUCGUUUGCAUCGCUCUGAUACUGGUCACGUUGUUGGCGUUACCGUUGAUUCUGGCACAAAUUGCCAGACUUCGCCAACCAGCGUGUGUAUGGAAGUCUCGACGGUCUUCGCUCUUCGUUGGUCGUGUGUGGCAUACCCGACACCGACCCACCAAGCACGCAUUCACGUAUCCCCUGUUUAUAUUUGCACUAGAUUUGCAAGAAGUCGAGGAUGAGGACAAUGGCUUGUUUGAAAAACAACUGUGGCCGCUGUCGUGGAUCAUAUCGUAUCGACCUACAGAUCAUUUAAAAGGCCACACUGCACAAGUACAAAGGAGUAGUGGACAGAGACGCCUCCGCAAUUCAUCGCUCUUGAGCCAAAAAAUCUAUGAAUUUGUUGCUCUGAAGACCAACGGGAAAUUCCAACCUUCUGACAAGACGCAUCGAAUUGUGUUGGUAACUCAUCUAUCCUACUACGGCUACUGCUUCAAUCCAGUCAGCUUCUACUAUCUGCUCGAUAAUUCUUCAAACAGUACAACGGCUGCGAUCGUUGCGGAAGUUUCCAACACGCCUUGGAACGAAAUGUAUUGCUACGUCUUGCAUCCAGACAGUGAGGACAUUAAGACCGUAUCGCGAAGGGAAGAUUCCACGAACUAUGUCUUUCAAAAGAAUUUUCACGUUUCACCCUUUAUGGAAAUGGAUUAUGUCUAUGAUUGGGUCUUUCGGGAUUUUGAUGGCGGUGGCAUACCGUCAAAUAUUCACGUUGCCACUGGAAUGAAACGAGUGGACGGCUCUUUGCAGUUUUUGGCCACUAUGAACGUCCACCGCAAAGGAAUGGAUCCGCUCACUCUGGCUUGGCAAAUCGUCUCGUAUCCAUUCUACUGCGUCAUAAUUCAAAUAUGGAUUCAUUACGAGGCCUUUUGGCUAUUUGCGAAAGGGAUUACCUUCCAGCCGCACCCUACCGGCGCAGAAAGCAUGGCAAGCAGGGCGAUUGGCUCGAUCAUGACGCCUUUCUUUCUUGUUCAUACUUGGUUGACAAAAAAGACGCAAUGAGCAGUAUUUUGUAAAAGUGAAGUACAAAUAAUUGCAGGUUUAAGAAUG
Molecule: messenger RNA, 1142 nt
Organism: Phaeodactylum tricornutum CCAP 1055/1
Lineage: Eukaryota; Bacillariophyta; Bacillariophyceae; Surirellales; Neidiaceae
Exons: 1
Coding region: 12-1094 (360 amino acids)
Source: RefSeq, a predicted model, not a curated record